Acyrthosiphon pisum (pea aphid) is the source of this 1053-nucleotide messenger RNA. RefSeq lists its product as uncharacterized. Lineage: Eukaryota; Metazoa; Arthropoda; Insecta; Hemiptera; Aphididae. The record is from RefSeq and is marked predicted.
GUAAACAUUCAACUGUGAGUUUAUUUUUAUUUUUUAAAUCAAUCAUUUGCUUUAGAAUAAAUUUCUUGACGAUUUCUUGAUUUUUUUUUUUUGAACUGAUAUUAUGGCUCUUAAAAUGAAAAAAUUCGAAAAAAUGAUUCGUGGGGAUCAAGUUCCCGAACAGAAAUCUUACGAUAAAGAAGAAACUACUGAGAUGAUAAGAUUUAAUGAAUUAGAAUAUCUCAAACAACGCAUAUUUGUUAACUCGUUGAGUCAUAUUAAGGAUGAUGAAUUGAGAAAAAAAUGCUCAGAUAUAACUACUCAUUAUAGACUUUUUAAAGAUGAAGAAUCACAUUAUAAAGUAAAGGAGUUGUCAGACGAUGAUAAAAUUAAAUUGGAUAAAUGCAUCGAGGAGUGCAUACACAAUGAGUGUGCUCAAAUUACUAAUGAAAAAGAAUCUAUCCCUUCAGAUUUGUUAAAGUUAAUUGAAUCUGAACCAGCUAUGCCAGAUACUAUAAAAAAUAAAUUAAAUAAUAUGUUGACUCUUUUGAAUAAGUAUACAAAUAAUCAAAAAGACAUAAAACAUUCAAUGCUUACAUUAUUAGAUAGUAGCAAUGUCAAUAUCUUAGAAGCCCAACAAUUAUCAAAAAAAGUAGAUGCUAUUAAAGUUAAUUCAAAUAAGUUGCAGAGUGAUAUCAUCAGUAAAUUUUCCUGUUCCAAAGAAUUAUUUGAGUCAUUGGAAAAAUACUACAGCACUAAAGAAAAAGAAUAUGAAACAGAUUUGUCAAAGCUCAAGGAAUUACAGAAACUACAAGAUAAAUAUAAGGUUGUAGAUGGUCCACAAUAUAAAGAUUUAGUUAAAAGAUUUAAACAAGCCCAGGAAAUCAUUAAAAUUAAAACAGAAAUGUUGAAUAGUUAUUAAAAAAAUUGUAUUGUAUAUUUACUGUAUAAAACAAAAAUUGAUCAUGAACACCUACGAUAAACAUUUUAGAGCUAUGAAUCAUAAAUGUGAUUUUCACUUAAUAAAUGUAUGCCCAUUAUAAUAUGACGUAUAAUAUAGUUUUAAAGUAAUAA